AUGGAAACACUUCUCACAAAAUUUUGGGAGGUGGAGGAUCUUCCAUGUAGACUGGUAAAGGAGACGGACAAGUUGUGUGAAGACUUUUUCGUCCGAACAACUACCAGAUCCUGCGACGGGAAAUAUAUAGUAUCCCUGCCCUUCAAAGAUUCAGAGCACAUUGACUUGGGGCAUUCCAGGAGUUCCGCACUCGCACAGUUUCUGAGGAAUGAGACUCGCUUGAAGAAGGAGCCCGCUCUCAAAGACACUUAUGACUCAGUGAUCCAAGAAUAUAUCGAUCUUGGACAUAUGAAGCCGGUGCCUCCGAAUACCGACAAGAUAAAUUUCUAUCUCCCCCAUCAUGCAGUAUUUAAGCCCGAAAGUGCGACCACGAAAGUUCGCGUAGUUUUCAACGCAUCCAGUCCUUCUUCCAAUGGGAACAGCCUUAAUGACAUUCUGUAUCCAGGGCCAGUACUGCAGUCCGAUCUCACUCUUCAAAUCCUGAAGUGGCGGACGUUUAAAUUCGUUUUCAAUGCCGACAUCACCAAGAUGUAUCGGCAAAUUCUCCUAAACCAAGAGCACACUCCGUUUCAGAGAAUUCUCUUUCGAAAUGGCCAAGGGGAUAUAUCCGACUUCGAGCUUCAGACGGUCACGUUUGGAGUGAAUUCCAUUCGGGAGCUGCAAGCAGCUCUGGACUCAGCUGGAUUCCCUCUCCGCAAGUGGACAUCGAAUGAACGUGCACUCCUUAAAGCACUUCCUAAAGAGCAUCUACUUUCGACUGAUUUUCUUGAUCUCGAAGAGGUCAGCACCACUAAGACAUUGGGAGUACGGUGGAACGCUACGACGGAUGAGUUCUAUUUUGUCCCAACAGAGGUCACCAUUCAGGCAAACUAUUCGAAACGCGACGUCUUAUCCCAAAUCGCGAAGUUGUUCGACCCAGCUGGGUGGCUCUCCCCAUUUGUGGUUCAGGCCAAAAUCCUGAUGCAGGAUAUCUGGUUAGCCAGCGUCGAAUGGGAUGAGUUUCUUCCUGCAGAACUACUACAUCGCUGGCAUGAUUUCCUUCGGAGCUACAGUUUCCUCCACCAAGUUCGCAUCCCGCGUUGGGUACAUUUUCAACCAGGUGUACAAGUCCAAAUCCAUGGUUUCUGCGAUGCCUCCCAAAAGGCUUAUGGCGCAGCGAUUUACGUUCGCAUCCAGCGUGAUGGAAUCAUUUCAGCAAAUCUUCUAACGUCAAAGACCAAAGUCGCUCCGGUAAAAACCGUCUCGCUCCCGCGUCUAGAACUGUGUGGAGCCGUCCUUCUGGCAGACUUGUGGACUGCAAUUCUGCCUCAGAUUCCUUUCGGUCGUAUAGAAUCUUUUCUAUGGACUGUUUCCACUAUUGUGCUGGCAUGGUUGAACAAGCCACCAUGUCAGUGGACGACCUUCGUCGCAAAUAGAGUCACAAAAAUCGCUCAAAACACUGAUGCCAGCCAGUGGUCUCACGUGCGUUCCGAGCACAACCCAGCAGAUCUAGCCAGUCGUGGAGUAGCGGCUGAAGAGUUAGCUACCAGUGAGCUAUGGUGGCAUGGGCCUUCAUGGCUAACUCAGCCACAAGACUCCUGGCCUGCACCUUAUGAAUCAGUUUCCGACAUCGACAUCGAGAAGCGACCCAUACGUUGCCAUUUAGCAUGCCCGGAGCAGGACAUGCUCGAGCGGUUCUCCAAGCUCGACAAGGCACUACGAGUUUUCGCCUAUGUUCAGCGCUUCAUCCAGCGCUCGCAAAAACGACCUAUUCCAGGCGAGCUGCAGCUAUCCAAUACAGAGAUUUCCACAGCUGAGCGACUCCUAAUUUUCAUAACACAGCGCAGAUACUUUGCGCUUGAAUAUGCCUGCCUGAGCCAAAAGCGGCCAAUUCCAGCAUCCAGUUCUAUUAAGAACAUGAAUCCCUUCCUUGAUCCUCACGGCCUCAUCAGGGCGUGUGGUCGGGUAACGGCCUCCGAAGUCCUCCAAUAUGAUGAACGACAUCCGAUCUUUCUUCCAUACAACUGUCAGUUGGCGCGUCUCCUUGUAUCCUUUACGCAUCGCAUCUCCUUGCACGGCGGUAAUCAGCUAAUGGUACGCCUGAUCCGCUCAAAAUUCUGGAUACCAAGGGUCAAGAACUUAGUCAAGUCUGUAAUUUUCUCCUGCAAAAUAUGUGUGAUCCACAAAAAGAAGUUGCAGACCCAACUCAUGGGCGAAUUACCAAAAGAAAGAACGUCCUUUUCGCGGCCUUUUACGUACACGGGCAUGGAUUAUGCCGGACCGUUUGAUAUAAAGAACUACACCGGGAGAGCCUGCCUGAUUACCAAGGGCUAUGUGCUGGUGUUUCAUUCGCCCGAUUCGUUUCGCGGAGAGGGUGCCCUCGACAAGUUCAGUCGGACAAUGGGAAGACCUUUGUUGGUGCAGCCGCAGUGCUGUCGCGUGAAUUUCUGCAAGCUGUCAAGGAGUCCGUGA
This is a messenger RNA of Drosophila kikkawai, 2451 nucleotides long. RefSeq lists its product as uncharacterized. The record is from RefSeq and is a predicted model, not a curated record. NCBI's taxonomy places the organism in Eukaryota, Metazoa, Arthropoda, Insecta, Diptera, Drosophilidae.